AUGUAUCAUACUCAAUCAAACGAUGAACGAUCAGGUUUUGAUGAUACACCAACUUGCAUUGUACAAAACGAUCUUCGUCUAUUGGGCCUUAGCAGCUUACGUGGUCUUACGUGUGCUCUCAAUGAGUGCGGCUAUGCUGAAUCUGAAUUCUUAAAACCGCUUGAAGAUUUGGAAAAUUCAUUUCCUUUUCGCCAUUCAAAAAAAUGGGAUAAAAUGUGUAAGCGUAUCACCUGUAGCGAAUGUGGCAAAUACACCUGGACCGGUUGUGGCAAGCAUAUCGAACAAGCUUUGGCUGGUUUGAAGGAUGAAGAAAUCUGCAAGUGCAAGAAAGAUUAA
Mycotypha africana is the source of this 336-nucleotide messenger RNA. RefSeq lists its product as uncharacterized. The coding region runs from base 1 to 336 and encodes 111 amino acids. The transcript is spliced from 3 exons. The record is from RefSeq and is a predicted model, not a curated record. Lineage: Eukaryota; Fungi; Mucoromycota; Mucoromycetes; Mucorales; Mycotyphaceae.